GAAAAGUCGCCAGGACGUGAGCAGCGUCGAGCUUCAUCUCUUCUGGUCAAGUACACACCACACCACAACCAGCAGACUAGCGCUUAAAAAUCCCGGGUUGUCAAUUCGAACACACGAGGGGCCUAGUCAUCUACGAACAGCCAAAAUGGUCGCCAAAGCUACUAAGGCAGCUUACUUCGAUAAGCUCAAGAACCUUCUUGAGACGUACAAGUCCAUCUUCGUUGUCACCGUCGACAAUGUCUCUUCCCAGCAGAUGCACGAGAUCCGCAUGUCUCUGCGUGGCAAGGGUGUCGUUCUCAUGGGAAAGAACACCAUGGUUCGCCGCGCGAUCAAGACAUUCAUCAACGACGGCUCCCUUCCCGAGCUUGAGCGUCUUCUCCCCUUCGUCAAGGGCAACGUCGGCUUCGUCUUCACGAAUGACGAUCUGAAGGACAUUCGUGAGAAGAUCUUGUCCAACCGUGUCGCCGCUCCUGCUCGUGCCGGUGCCAUCGCUCCUGCCGAUGUGUACGUUCCAGCUGGUAACACUGGUAUGGAACCUGGUAAGACAUCCUUCUUCCAGGCUCUUGGUGUCCCCACCAAGAUUGCCCGUGGUACUAUUGAAAUUACCACGGACCUGAAGCUUGUCGAAGCCGGCAACAAGGUCGGUGCUUCUGAGGCGACCCUGCUGAACAUGUUGAACAUCUCCCCCUUCACUUACGGUAUGGGUGUCGCCCAGAUCUAUGACAACGGACAGACAUUUGAUGCUUCCGUUCUCGACAUUGAGGAGUCACAGCUCCUUAAGGCAUUUUCCACCGCCAUCAACACUAUCGCCACCAUCUCGCUUGCCGUUGGCUACCCAACCCUGCCAUCCGUCAUGCACUCCAUUGUCAACUCGUACAAGAACGUGCUUGCAGUUGCCGUCGAGACAGACUACUCCUGGGAGGGCAUCGAGGAGCUCAAGGACCGAAUCGCCAACCCAGAGGCCUAUGCGGCCGCCGCUCCAGUGGCUGCUGCAAGCGGUGAUGCUCCUGCUGCGGCUGCCGAACCAGAGAAGGAGGAGGAGAAGGAGGAGUCUGAGGACGAAGAUAUGGGCUUCGGUCUGUUCGACUAAGUGCAUACCUAUUUGCGGAUGUGAUUGGCUACGGCGAGACGAGCUUAUGUGCGUGAAGGCCUACCUUGCAGGCUUAGCACGCGUAUAGAGAUGCCUUUUCACGUAGAACUGCUCAGAAAUGACACAAAAAGAACAUUACAACGCGUACGAUAACAGCCAUUGACAGCCCUUUUCAUACAAGGUCAGACCAUCAAGCUGGUAAAACUACUUGCAAAUAGUGGAUAACAGUGGGCAGUGGUUGCUACUAUUGAUGUUAAGCAUGAGGAACGAGAUCCUUGACACUCAAUUAUCCGUCUGGACGAUCGUUAACAUCGAGCUCUACGUUGCACGUGAGCUGCGAUUCUAUCUAUGCUAUGUUAUGAGUUGCGCUGCUUCGCUCGGCCGUGAAAUUUACCAUAUCCCGUAACAAACAAACUCCUACACUGUCCGUGACUCAAUUCCCAGACUUGUCAAACCAUGAUUACCAGAAAGACGCCGUGCUAAGUAUAAAGACGAAAACACUACCAAAGCCUUGCACAUUGCCCACACCGUAGAAGAAAACCUGCGUUACAGUAUGUCAUAUAGUCGGCG
Molecule: messenger RNA, 1660 nt
Organism: Verruconis gallopava
Lineage: Eukaryota; Fungi; Ascomycota; Dothideomycetes; Venturiales; Sympoventuriaceae
Product: 60S acidic ribosomal protein P0
Exons: 4
Coding region: 146-1090 (314 amino acids)
Biological process (GO): cytoplasmic translation; ribosomal large subunit assembly; ribosome biogenesis
Cellular component (GO): cytosolic large ribosomal subunit
Molecular function (GO): large ribosomal subunit rRNA binding; structural constituent of ribosome
Source: RefSeq, a predicted model, not a curated record